Messenger RNA from Camelina sativa (false flax), 1270 nucleotides. Its product is annotated as phosphatidylcholine:diacylglycerol cholinephosphotransferase 2-like. NCBI's taxonomy places the organism in Eukaryota, Viridiplantae, Streptophyta, Magnoliopsida, Brassicales, Brassicaceae. Gene Ontology annotation, molecular function: diacylglycerol cholinephosphotransferase activity. The record is from RefSeq and is a predicted model, not a curated record.
UCUGUUUCAUGUCGUCGAAAAUAUCAUACUUGCGUAAAAUAAGCGUAAUUGUCGCUCUCUAAUCUCAUAGUCAUCGUUUUCGUAUGGAUUUUUUUUAGCUCCAACAAGUUUCCUCCGAAAUGUAAUCUCUUUAUAUAACCCGUCUCUCUCUAAAUCCCGAAGUGUCACUCUCCGUUAAUUCUAACGGUCAUGUCAGACGCCGUAACCAAAACCGUCGUCCCUCUCCGUCGUAAAUCGAACCCUCUUAACGGAAAACACACUAACGGCGUCACCAUCGACGACCACAGUCGCCAAGUCGGAUCAAUAAAUAGCCAAAUGGAGAACAUUUCUACGAAAGCCGACGACGGCGGAGGAGGAGAAGGAGAAGGAGAAUGGACAAGCAAGGCGUCGUUUAUGACGUGGACGGCGCAUGACGCUGUUUACGUGACGAGACACCAUUGGAUACCGUGUUUGUUCGCGGCCGGAGUUAUGUUCUUUACGGUUGUGGAGUACACGUUCCAGAUGACUCCCGCGAGUUCGCAGCCGUUCGAUCUAGGAUUUGUGGCCACGCGCUCUCUGCAUAGCAUCUUGGCUUCUUCACCAAAUCUUAACACCGUUUUAGCCGCUCUUAACACGAUUUUGGUAGGGAUGCAAACAACGUAUAUUGGAUGGACAUGGGCAGUGGAAGGACGACCACGAGCGACCAUCGCGGCUUUAUUCAUGUUCACGUGUCGCGGCAUUCUCGGCUACUCUACUCAGCUCCCUCGCCCUCAGGAGUUUUUAGGAUCAGGAGUAGAUUAUCCGGUCGGAAACGUGUCGUUCUUUCUCUUCUACUCAGGUCACGUUGCUGGCUCGAUGAUUGCAUCAUUGGACAUGAAGAGAAUGCAGAGAUUUAGGCUGGCGAUGGUUUUUGACAUCCUCAAUGUAUUACAAUCGAUCAGGCUGCUUGGUACGAGAGGGCACUACACGAUUGAUAUUGCGGUUGGAGUUGGCGCUGGGAUUCUCUUUGACUCAUUGGCCGGGAAGUACGACGAGAUGAGCAAGAGACACUUAAGCACUACUCGUUUAAAUUUGAUCUCGAAAGACACUCUAGUCGAUUAAAAUCGUUUUUUUUUUCUUUUUCGGAAAAAUAAUUAAUUGUAUAUUAAAUCUAUUUCUUUUUAAUAACGUUUAGAAACACAUUUUAGAUCUAUUUUCUCUAAAAUGGUUCUAAUUGAAUACCAUUGGUUGAACAUAACUAAACGUAUACGUACGUCUGUACGUGGUUGUGAAGUUGCUAUUUUAUUUUAUU